CGGGGCGCGGGGCGCGGGUGCGAGCGCAGCGAAGGAACGAGCCGGGCGCGGAGACGGGCCCGGGAGCCCGCGAGAGCACAGCGCCAACUGCCAGCCGGGGAAGAGAGGGCGGGACCGUCCGCCGCCGCCCCGGGACCGUCCGCCGCGCGUGUGCGUCCCAGCCCCGCCGGCCAGCGCAGGAGGCCGCCGUCCGGGCGCAGAGGGCAGCCGGGGGGGGAGGCAUGCCGCCGCUCCUGGCGCCCCUGCUCUGCCUGGCGCUGCUGCCCGCGCUCGCCGCACGAGGCCCGCGAUGCUCCCAGCCGGGUGAGACCUGCCUGAAUGGCGGGAAGUGUGAAGCGGCCAAUGGCACGGAGGCCUGCGUCUGUGGCGGGGCCUUCGUGGGCCCGCGAUGCCAGGACCCCAACCCGUGCCUCAGCACCCCCUGCAAGAACGCCGGGACAUGCCACGUGGUGGACCGCGGAGGCAUGGCAGACUACGCCUGCAGCUGUCCCCUGGGCUUCUCUGGGCCCCUCUGCCUCACGCCCCUGGACAACGCUUGCCUCACCAACCCCUGCCGUAAUGGGGGCACCUGCGACCUGCUCACGCUCACGGAGUACAAGUGCCGCUGCCCGCCCGGCUGGUCAGGGAAAUCAUGCCAGCAGGCUGACCCCUGCGCCUCCAACCCCUGUGCCAACGGUGGCCAGUGCCUGCCCUUCGAGGCCUCCUACAUCUGCCACUGCCCACCCAGCUUCCACGGCCCCACCUGCCGGCAGGAUGUCAACGAGUGCGGCCAGAACCCGGGGCUCUGCCGCCAUGGAGGCACCUGCCACAACGAGGUCGGCUCCUACCGCUGCGUCUGCCGCGCCACCCACACCGGGCCCAACUGCGAGCGGCCCUACGUGCCCUGCAGCCCCUCGCCCUGCCAGAACGGGGGCACCUGCCGCCCCACGGGUGACGUCACCCACGAGUGCGCCUGCCUGCCAGGCUUCACCGGCCAGAACUGCGAGGAAAAUAUCGACGAUUGUCCAGGAAACAACUGCAAGAAUGGGGGCGCCUGUGUGGACGGCGUGAACACCUACAACUGCCGCUGCCCGCCAGAGUGGACAGGUCAGUACUGUACCGAGGACGUGGACGAGUGCCAGCUGAUGCCAAAUGCCUGCCAGAAUGGCGGGACCUGCCACAACACCCACGGUGGCUACAACUGCGUGUGUGUCAACGGCUGGACCGGUGAGGACUGCAGCGAGAACAUCGAUGACUGCGCCAGCGCCGCCUGCUUCCACGGCGCCACCUGCCAUGACCGCGUGGCCUCCUUCUACUGCGAGUGUCCCCACGGCCGCACAGGUCUGCUGUGUCACCUCAAUGAUGCGUGUAUCAGUAACCCCUGCAAUGAGGGCUCCAACUGUGACACCAACCCUGUCAACGGCAAGGCCAUCUGCACCUGCCCCUCGGGGUACACGGGUCCGGCCUGCAGCCAGGACGUGGACGAGUGCUCGCUGGGUGCCAACCCCUGCGAGCACGCGGGCAAGUGCAUCAACACGCUGGGCUCCUUCGAGUGCCAGUGCCUGCAGGGCUACACGGGCCCCCGCUGUGAGAUCGACGUCAACGAGUGUGUCUCGAACCCGUGCCAGAACGACGCCACCUGCCUGGACCAGAUCGGGGAGUUCCAGUGCAUCUGCAUGCCCGGCUACGAGGGUGUGCACUGCGAGGUCAACACGGAUGAGUGCGCCAGCAGCCCCUGCCUGCACAAUGGCCGUUGCCUGGACAAGAUCAAUGAGUUCCAGUGCGAGUGCCCCACGGGCUUCACUGGGCACCUCUGCCAGUAUGACGUGGAUGAGUGUGCCAGCACCCCCUGCAAGAAUGGUGCCAAGUGCCUGGAUGGACCCAACACUUACACCUGCGUGUGCACAGAAGGGUACACGGGGAUGCACUGCGAGGUGGACAUUGAUGAGUGCGACCCCGACCCCUGCCACUACGGCUCCUGCAAGGACGGCGUCGCCACCUUCACCUGCCUCUGCCGCCCGGGUUACACGGGCCACCACUGCGAGACCAACAUCAACGAGUGCUCCAGCCAGCCCUGCCGCCACGGGGGCACCUGCCAGGACCGCGACAACGCCUACCUCUGCUUCUGUCUGAAGGGGACCACAGGACCCAACUGCGAGAUCAACCUGGACGACUGUGCCAGCAGCCCCUGCGACUCGGGCACCUGUCUGGACAAGAUCGACGGCUACGAGUGUGCCUGUGAGCCGGGCUACACAGGGAGCAUGUGCAACAUCAACAUCGAUGAGUGUGCGGGCAACCCCUGCCACAACGGGGGCACCUGCCAGGACGGCAUCAAUGGCUUCACCUGCCGCUGCCCCGAGGGCUACCACGACCCCAUCUGCCUGUCUGAGGUCAAUGAGUGCAACAGCAACCCCUGUGUUCACGGGGCCUGCCGGGACAGCCUCAACGGGUACAAGUGCGACUGUGACCCUGGGUGGAGCGGGACCAACUGUGACAUCAACAAUAAUGAGUGUGAAUCCAACCCUUGUGUCAACGGUGGCACCUGCAAAGACAUGACCAGUGGCUACGUGUGCACCUGCCGGGAGGGCUUCAGCGGUCCCAACUGCCAGACCAACAUCAACGAGUGUGCAUCCAACCCGUGUCUGAACCAGGGCACGUGUAUUGACGACGUUGCGGGGUACAAGUGCAACUGCCUGCUGCCCUACACAGGCGCCACGUGUGAGGUGGUGCUGGCCCCGUGUGCCCCCAGCCCCUGCAGAAACGGUGGGGAGUGCAGGGAAUCCGAGGACUAUGAGAGCUUCUCCUGCGUCUGCCCCACGGGCUGGCAAGGGCAGACCUGUGAGGUCGACAUCAAUGAGUGUGUUGUGAGCCCGUGCCGGCAUGGCGCGUCCUGCCAAAACACCCACGGCGGCUACCGCUGCCACUGCCAGGCCGGCUACAGCGGGCGCAACUGCGAGACUGACAUCGACGACUGCCGGCCCAACCCGUGUCACAACGGCGGCUCCUGCACAGACGGCGUCAACACGGCCUUCUGCGACUGCCUGCCCGGCUUCCAGGGCACUUUCUGUGAGGAGGACAUCAAUGAGUGUGCCAGUGACCCCUGCCGCAACGGGGCCAACUGCACGGACUGCGUGGACAGCUACACGUGCACCUGUCCCGCAGGCUUCAGCGGGAUCCACUGUGAGAACAACACGCCCGACUGCACAGAGAGGUGCGCGGGGCUCGAAAUCGGGUUGGAGGCCCGGCGUUGGACGUACGGCCCUUGGGUGAUGUGCGGUUCUGAGCUACUGGGGAAAUGCCGGGGUGGGCACACGGCUGACCCCAGCCCUGUCCUCCAGAACCUCGUGCACUGGUGUGACUCCUCGCCCUGCAAGAAUGGUGGCAAAUGCUGGCAGACCCACACCCAGUACCGCUGCGAGUGCCCCAGUGGCUGGACCGGCCUUUACUGUGAUGUGCCCAGCGUGUCCUGUGAGGUGGCUGCGCAGCGACAAGGCGUUGAUGUUGCCCAGCUGUGCCAGCAUGGAGGGCUCUGCGUGGAUGCGGGCAACACGCACCACUGCCGUUGCCAGGCAGGCUACACGGGCAGCUACUGUGAGGACCUGGUGGACGAGUGCUCACCCAGCCCCUGCCAGAACGGGGCCACCUGCACAGACUACCUGGGCGGCUACUCCUGCAAGUGCGUGGCCGGCUACCACGGGGUGAACUGCUCUGAGGAGAUUGAUGAGUGCCUGUCCCACCCCUGCCAGAACGGGGGCACCUGCCUUGACCUCCCCAACACCUACAAGUGCUCCUGCCCACGGGGCACACAGGGUGUGCACUGUGAGAUCAACGUGGACGACUGCAACCCCCCUGUUGACCCCGUGUCCCGGAGCCCCAAGUGCUUCAACAACGGCACCUGCGUGGACCAGGUGGGCGGCUACAGCUGUACCUGCCCGCCGGGCUUCGUGGGUGAGCGCUGCGAGGGGGAUGUCAACGAGUGCCUCUCCAAUCCCUGCGACGCCCGUGGCACCCAGAACUGCGUGCAGCGCGUCAACGACUUCCACUGCGAGUGCCGUGCCGGUCACACCGGGCGCCGCUGCGAGUCAGUCAUCAACGGCUGUAAGGGCAAGCCCUGUAAGAAUGGGGGCACCUGUGCCGUGGCCUCCAACACCGCCCGUGGGUUCAUCUGCAAGUGCCCUGCGGGCUUCGAGGGCGCCACGUGUGAGAAUGACGCUCGCACCUGCGGCAGCCUGCGCUGCCUCAACGGUGGCACGUGCAUCUCUGGCCCGCGCAGCCCCACCUGCCUGUGCCUGGGCCCCUUCACGGGCCCUGAGUGCCAGUUCCCGGCCAGCAGCCCCUGCCUGGGCGGCAACCCCUGCUACAACCAGGGGACCUGUGAGCCCACGUCGGAGAGCCCCUUCUACCGUUGCCUGUGCCCCGCCAAAUUCAACGGGCUCUUGUGCCACAUCCUGGACUACAGCUUCGGGGGCGGGGCCGGGCGCGACAUCCCCCCGCCGCAGAUCGAGGAGGCGUGCGAGCUGCCCGAGUGCCAGGAGGACGCGGGCAACAAGGUCUGCAGCCUGCAGUGCAACAACCACGCGUGCGGCUGGGACGGCGGCGACUGCUCCCUCAACUUCAAUGACCCCUGGAAGAACUGCACGCAGUCUCUGCAGUGCUGGAAGUACUUCAGCGACGGCCACUGUGACAGCCAGUGCAACUCGGCCGGCUGCCUCUUCGACGGCUUCGAUUGCCAGCGCGCCGAAGGCCAGUGCAACCCCCUGUACGACCAGUACUGCAAGGACCACUUCAGCGACGGGCACUGCGACCAGGGCUGCAACAGCGCGGAGUGCGAGUGGGACGGGCUGGACUGCGCGGAGCAUGUGCCGGAGAGGCUGGCGGCGGGCACGCUGGUGGUGGUGGUGCUGAUGCCCCCGGAGCAGCUGCGCAACAGCUCCUUCCACUUCCUGCGGGAGCUCAGCCGGGUGCUGCACACCAACGUGGUCUUCAAGCGCGACGCGCACGGCCAGCAGAUGAUCUUCCCGUACUACGGCCGCGAGGAGGAGCUGCGCAAGCACCCCAUCAAGCGUGCCGCCGAGGGCUGGGCCGCCCCCGAGGCCUUGCUGGGCCAGGUGAAGGCCUCGCUGCUCCCUGGUGGCGGCCGCGGUGGGCGGCGGCGGAGGGAGCUGGACCCCAUGGACGUCCGCGGCUCCAUCGUCUACCUGGAGAUUGACAACCGGCAGUGUGUGCAGGCCUCCUCGCAGUGCUUCCAGAGCGCCACCGACGUGGCCGCCUUCCUGGGGGCGCUCGCCUCGCUGGGCAGCCUCAACAUCCCCUACAAGAUCGAGGCCGUGCAGAGUGAGACCGUGGAGCCGCCCCCGCCGGCGCAGCUGCACUUCAUGUACGUGGCGGCGGCCGCCUUUGUGCUCCUGUUCUUCGUGGGCUGCGGGGUGCUGCUGUCCCGCAAGCGCCGGCGGCAGCAUGGCCAACUCUGGUUCCCUGAGGGCUUCAAGGUGUCUGAGGCCAGCAAGAAGAAGCGGCGGGAGCCCCUCGGCGAGGACUCUGUGGGCCUCAAGCCCCUGAAGAAUGCCUCAGAUGGUGCCCUCAUGGACGACAACCAGAAUGAGUGGGGGGAUGAGGACCUGGAGACCAAGAAGUUCCGGUUCGAGGAGCCCGUGGUUCUGCCUGACCUGGACGACCAGACAGACCACCGGCAGUGGACUCAGCAGCACCUGGAUGCCGCUGACCUGCGCAUGUCUGCCAUGGCCCCCACGCCGCCCCAGGGUGAGGUUGACGCCGACUGCAUGGACGUCAAUGUCCGCGGGCCUGACGGCUUCACCCCCCUCAUGAUCGCCUCCUGCAGUGGGGGCGGCCUGGAGACGGGCAACAGCGAGGAGGAGGAGGACGCGCCGGCCGUCAUCUCCGACUUCAUCUACCAGGGCGCCAGCCUGCACAACCAGACCGACCGCACGGGCGAGACCGCCUUGCACCUGGCUGCCCGCUACUCACGCUCUGAUGCCGCCAAGCGCCUGCUGGAGGCCAGCGCAGACGCCAACAUCCAGGACAACAUGGGCCGCACCCCGCUGCACGCAGCUGUGUCUGCCGACGCACAAGGUGUCUUCCAGAUCCUGAUCCGGAACCGAGCCACGGACCUGGAUGCCCGCAUGCACGACGGCACGACGCCGCUGAUCCUGGCUGCCCGCCUGGCUGUGGAGGGCAUGCUGGAGGACCUCAUCAACUCGCACGCCGACGUCAAUGCUGUGGACGACCUGGGCAAGUCUGCCCUGCACUGGGCCGCCGCCGUGAACAACGUGGACGCCGCGGUCGUGCUCCUGAAGAACGGGGCCAAUAAAGACAUGCAGAACAACAAGGAGGAGACACCCCUGUUUCUGGCCGCCCGGGAGGGCAGCUAUGAGACCGCCAAGGUGCUGCUGGACCACUUUGCCAACCGGGACAUCACGGACCAUAUGGAUCGCCUGCCGCGUGACAUCGCACAGGAGCGCAUGCACCACGACAUCGUGAGGCUACUGGACGAGUACAACCUGGUGCGCAGCCCGCAGCUGCACGGAGCCCCACUAGGGGGCACGCCCACCCUGUCACCCCCGCUCUGCUCACCCAACGGCUACCUGGGCAGCCUCAAGCCCGGCGUGCAGGGUAAGAAGGUCCGCAAGCCCAGCAGCAAAGGCCUGGCCUGUGGGAGCAAGGAGGCCAAGGACCUCAAGGCGCGGAGGAAGAAGUCCCAGGACGGCAAGGGCUGCCUGCUGGACAGCUCCGGCAUGCUCUCACCCGUGGACUCCCUGGAGUCGCCCCACGGCUACCUGUCGGACGUGGCCUCGCCGCCACUGCUGCCCUCUCCGUUCCAGCAGUCUCCGUCCGUGCCCCUCAACCACCUGCCCAGUAUGCCCGACACCCACCUGGGCAUCGGGCAUCUGAACGUGGCGGCCAAGCCAGAGAUGGCGGCACUGGGUGGGGGCGGCCGGCUGGCCUUUGAGGCCGGCCCCCCGCGUCUCUCCCACCUGCCCGUGGCCUCCGGCACCAGCACGGUCCUGGGCUGCAGCAGCGGAGGAGCCAUGAAUUUCACCGUGGGCGGGUCCACCAGUUUGAAUGGUCAGUGCGAGUGGCUGUCCCGGCUGCAGAGCGGCAUGGUGCCGAACCAAUACAACCCUCUGCGGGGGAGCGUGGCACCAGGCCCCCUGAGCACGCAGGCCCCCUCCCUGCAGCAUGGCAUGGUGGGCCCGCUGCACAGUAGCCUUGCUGCCAGCGCCCUGUCCCAGAUGAUGAGCUACCAGGGCCUGCCCAGCACCCGGCUGGCCACCCAGCCUCACCUGGUGCAGACCCAGCAGGUGCAGCCGCAAAACUUACAGAUGCAGCAGCAGAACCUGCAGCCACCAAACAUCCAGCAGCAGCCAAACCUGCAGCCACCACCGCCACCGCCACAGCCGCACCUUGGCGUGAGCUCAGCAGCCAGCGGCCACCUGGGCCGGAGUUUCCUGGGCGGAGAGCCGAGCCAGGCAGACGUGCAGCCACUGGGCCCCAGCAGCCUGGCAGUGCACACCAUUCUGCCCCAGGAGAGCCCCGCUCUGCCCACGUCGCUGCCGUCCUCGCUGGUCCCACCCGUGACCGCGGCCCAGUUCCUGACGCCCCCCUCACAGCACAGCUACUCCUCCUCGCCUGUGGACAACACCCCCAGCCACCAACUGCAGGUGCCUGAGCACCCCUUCCUGACCCCGUCCCCCGAGUCCCCUGACCAGUGGUCCAGCUCGUCCCCACAUUCCAACGUCUCCGACUGGUCCGAGGGCGUCUCCAGCCCGCCCACCAGCAUGCAGUCCCAGAUCGCCCGCAUUCCGGAGGCCUUCAAGUAAACAGCGCGCCCCACGGGACCCCGGCUUCCUUUCCCAAGCCCUGCGGGCGUCUGUACGCGAUCUGUGGACGCCGGGGCCGACCAAAGGAGCCUUUUUUAAAAACGCAUGUUUUUAUACAAAAUAAGAACAAGGAUUUUAAUUUUUUUUUAGUAUUUAUUUAUGUACUUUUAUUUUACACGAAACACUGCCUUUUUAUUUAUAUGUACUGUUUCAUCUGGCUCCAGGUAGAAACUUUUAUCUGUUACAAGAAAACAAGCAAGUUCUGAGAACCAGGGUUUUCCUACCCAGGAUGAAAAGAUUCUUCUAUGUUUAUAAAAUAUAAACAAAGAUUCAUGAUUUAUAAAUGCCA
This is a messenger RNA of Cercocebus atys (sooty mangabey), 8166 nucleotides long. RefSeq names its product notch 1 (gene NOTCH1). Gene Ontology annotation, cellular component: membrane. Gene Ontology annotation, biological process: cell differentiation; regulation of DNA-templated transcription; regulation of developmental process. Lineage: Eukaryota; Metazoa; Chordata; Mammalia; Primates; Cercopithecidae. The record is from RefSeq and is a predicted model, not a curated record. The transcript is spliced from 33 exons. Gene Ontology annotation, molecular function: protein binding; signaling receptor activity; calcium ion binding. Bases 222 to 7817 code for a protein of 2531 amino acids.